CACAAGCACACAUAUACACAAAUAGGAGCGUAGUUGAGAGGCAAGGACUGCAGCAGCAUGCACCAACCGUGGCUGAGCUGUUCAGGGACACAAGGAAGGGGAACACAGGAGAGAAAAUAGCAUACUAUCUCACACCAGCCAGAGGGUGCAUGUUUUCAGUGGAUGGAACAAUGUAUUUCAAGAGCAGAUAGCUUAUGUUAUCCGGCCUCCUCUGCACUGUCUCUGCAUCCAAUUCACCCUGCUCCUCCCACUCCAACUCUUCCUCCUCCUCCUGUCUACAGCAUCGUUAAACAGGACUACAAAUCGACCGGGACUGGUGAGUGGUGGAUGGUCAGGUUUUGCCCUGGGUGAAAGAUUCUUCUGUGGAUAUGCUACACCUCCACCACCGGUGACGGCUGGAUUCUAAUCGACAUUUGGAUUUAGAAGAUAGCCCACAACCUGCAAGGAAUCUUGGAUGUGUGUGUCAUUUUCUACCAGUGUUGUCAUUGGCGCAUUUCCUCUAUUUCACUGGUUGUUUUAGCCUUUUCUGAGACUGGCUAGCAGGCACUGCAGCAUCAGGACCACAAGACCCAGUGAAGGGGUAGGGCAUGAGGACCCAGUGGCGACCCAAAGGACGGGCUUGAGUGCUUCCAUUGCUACCACUGCUGCUGAGCUGAGCGAUUGGGACAGCGGGUGGAAGAGAAGAUGCUUAUGGCCCGAGACACAGCGCGGGACGAGGCUCAAAAACUACACAGGAAGUGGCUGAAGCACCAGGCCUUUAUGGCAGAACUGGCCCGCAAUAAAGAAUGGCUGGCCAAGAUAGAACAGGAGGGUCAGGAGCUGAUCCAGGAGAAGCCAGAGUUGCGUUCAGUCGUACAGCAGAAACUGGAGGAGAUCCGAGAGUGCUGGUCUGACCUGGAGAGCACGACCAAGGCCAAGGCCCGACAGCUCUUUGAAAACAACAAGCCCGAGCCAGCAGUGAAGAGCUACUCAGACCUCGACAACCAGCUCUCACACCUGGAGCAGCAGCCCCCUCAGCUGGAACAGGCACACCAUCUGCCCACCUUCAAUGAACAGCUCCAGAAAUUCCAGGCUAUGGAGUCUCAGAUAGGGGACUUUUACAAAGAUGUGGGAGAGGUGGGAAGCUUGCAGGGGGUCUGCCUACCCCAGCGAGGACUGAUGGCAGGUGACAAGGAAAGUGGUGAGCAGUCAGGCAUGGUAGAAACACGCAUCGUCCGCCUCAUUGAGCCCCUGAAGGAAAGACGCCGCAUCCUACUGGCUUCAAAAGAGAUGCACCAAGUGGCUCAGGAUCUGGAGGAUGAGAUACUGUGGAUUCAGGAGAGGCUUCCCUUGGCCUCCUAUAAGGAUUAUGGGAAUAACCUCCAGAGUGUACAGCAGCAUGUAAAAAAGAAUCAGACACUCCAGAGGGAGGUGACAGGGCGGCGGGCUCGUGUUGAGGAGGUUCUAGACCGGGCAGGAAUUAUUGCUUCGCUGAGGACACCUGAGGUGGACUUUAUACGUGAAGGGGCGGGACAUGUGCGCCAGCUGUGGGAGGUUUUGCAGCUGGAGACGGAGAGGAGGUCUGUGAUGCUGGAUGCCACACUGCAGGCUCAGCAGUACUACAGCGAGGCGGCUAAAGUGGAGUCCUGGCUGUCAGGUCAGAAGCUCCAUCUGGUCAAUGAAGAAAAAGGCACGGAUGAGGUGAGCACCCUGCAGCUGCUCAAGGCCCACCUGGCUCUGGAGCAAACAGUGGAAACAUAUGCAGAGACAGUAGGCAUGUUGUCUCAGCAAUGCCAGCAUCUACUGGAACUGGGACACCCAGAAAGUGAGCAGAUCACCAAGCAGCAGUCCCACAUAGACCGGCUGUAUGUGUCUCUGAAGGACAUGGUGGAGCAUAGGAAGACUAAACUGGAGCAGCAGUAUUGGCUGUAUCAGCUCAACAAGGAUGUGGAGGAGUUAGAGAAGUGGAUCACUGAGCGCGAAGCAGUGGCCAGUUCCACUGAGCUGGGCCAAGACCUCGAGGACGUCACGGUGCUUCAGGAGAGGUUCACCAAGUUUGCCUCAGAAACCAACAGCAUUGGCCAGCAGCGCAUGGAGCAAGUGAACAAAAUGGUGAAUGAGAUGAUCGACUGCGGUCACUCAGACGCAGCCACCAUUGCUGAGUGGAAGGAUGGACUGAAUGAGUCAUGGGCUGACCUCCUAGAACUAAUGGAGACCCACAGGCAGAUGCUGGCAGCAUCACACCAGCUCCACAAGUUCUUCACUGACUGCAAAGAGGUCUUGGCCCAGAUCGCAGGAAAGAUGAAGCAGCUGCCAGAGGUGAGGGCAUGCCAAGCCAACAUCACCAAUCCAGCCACCCUGCAGAGACUCAUGCACUCCUUUGAGCAUGCCCUUCAGCUGCUAGUUGCACAGGUGAGGCAGCUGCAGGAGAACGCUGCCCAGCUGACGACCAUUUAUGCUGGUGAGAAAGCUGAGGCCAUCAUGGUCAAAGAGCAAGAAGUGAUGGAGGCGUGGAAGGAGCUGCUGAGCUCUUGUGAGGCCAGUCGCGUCCAGGUCACUUCAGUAACUGACAAGGUGCAGUUUUUCUCAGAGGUGCGUGAAAACCUGAUGUGGAUGGAAGGAAUCAUGGGCCAAAUUGGAUGGGAUGAGCCCAGGGAUUUGACGGCUCUGGAUGUGAUGAUGAAACAACACCAGGAGCUGAAAGUCAAAAUAGACAGCCGCAGCAAGACAUUACAGCAGUGUGCAGAGCUCGGCAAGAUCCUGAUAGCUGCAGGCAAUCCUGCAUCUGAGGAGAUAAAAGAGAAGUUGGACAGCCUGCUGUCGAAGCAGAAGGAUCUUUUUGAAAAAUGGGACAAACACCAGGAAAGGUUACAGCACAAGCAGGAAAAGUUCCAGUUUGCUCAAGAGACAGUAACGGCAGAAGCCUGGCUGAAGGCCAAGGAGCCUCUGAUCACCUCCAAGGAGCCAGAGGGAGGAGGGGCCCAGGCCCAAUCAGAUGAGGCUGAGCAGCUCAUCCUUCGCCACGAGGCCUUUCGCAAGGCUGCUGUUACUUGGAAAGAACGCUUCAGCUCUCUUCGUCAGCUAUCUGUAGCUGAGAAGAAAAAAGAAGAGGACAAAAAGACAAUCCCACUCUCCAGCCGAAGGAUGUUCCCAUUAUCUUGUCUAACUCCCGGUGUUCCCUCAACCAGUGCUACCUCAUCUUUUUUGAGGCAGACAGUGCAGGCACACAUAGAACCCCAACCACUGGGUACCACUCCUGGAACCCAGAGAUUGUCCUCAACAUUAGCCAGCUAUAACCCAGUUAUAAAUGGAUCAGGUUACCAUGGACUGGAACAGCAGUGCAGUGGGAAGUUGGUGAGCUCCUCAUACCUUGCGAUGAACAACCAGGCAGCCGGAGGUGGAAGUGACUCCGGUUUCUCAGCAUUAACCUCCCAGAGUGGUGGAGUAGACACCUCUAUUUACCUUGGGAUAAACCAUCAAACUACUGGCAGUGCAGAAAGCUCUGGGUACUUUGGACUGACAACUGGGUGUCUUGGUGGUGUGCAAAAGCAUCUAGGCAGUGGCAGAUUAGGAAGUUUGAGUAACAUAGCUCAGCAACCAAGCAGUGGAGGUAUGGGCAGCCCUGGCUUUGUGCCUCAACAGAAUAUGGGCAGUUCUGGAUAUUUGGCCCAGCCACAAAAUUUGGGAAGCUCUGGAUAUCUGGCGCAACAGCCUAAUAUGGGGAGUUCUGGGUACCUAGCACAGAAUUAUCAAAGCAGUGGGGGACUGGGUAGCUCAGGCUUUCUGGCACAAAAUCAUUACAGCAGUGGAAGCCUGAGCAGCUCUGGUUAUCUGGCGCAGAGUGGUGGCAUCAUGGACCCUAAAAUGGCAUAUGCAUGGCAGCACCUAAAAGCUGACUUUAUGCAGCCCAGGAUCAAUCACAUCCACAAAGCUAUAAACCCCCUCCUAGAAGCCAGCAGAGUGCAGCGAGAACAGUUUGGAGACAUCCCAAUGGUAGACAUAAUAGGCCCAGAGUCAGGACUGGAACUCCUACAUGGCCGUCUCCAGAGGGAUCCCCGUGGCAGCCGUUCUGACCCUCAGAUGGACCAUCUGAGACGAGAGAGGGAGUACAAGCUGGGUAGACAGACCUCCAGCGAACAGGAGAUCCAGGCAAGGCUGAAUGAGUUGCCAAUGAUUGUGCGACAGGAGCGCUACCGAAGGCGCCUGGAGAGGCAGUCAUCAAGUGAACAGGAGGGCAGCGGCAAGCAGAGGAUACAGAGACAGGAUUCAAGUGACCUGGAGGGCUCCAUUAAGGAGGGCUCUGACAAACGCUCAGGGGAGAAAAGAUCUACUAUGGCAGAGAUUGUAGAACAAGUUCAGGAAAGAGAGGCAGCGCAUGCAAGAGGAGAGAAUUCUCGGCCUCCCAGUAGCCUCUCAGCACCACUGACUCGUUUUGAUGGACGCCCUCGUGCUCGAGAUCGUCCAAAACCAAGGAGAAGGCCCCGUCCAAAAGAACCUGAGGAGACGCGACGUUCUCGUUCAGCCCCAGCAACUGGUGCCCCAACGACACCUCAGCCGCCUUCACACACUGCCCAUAAUGAAGGCUUCCUCUACCGCAAAAAAGUAACCAACUCUGACCUAGAUGCUCAGCAGAGGAGCCCCAACAGCAAGUCGUGGGUGAAUGUAUAUUGUGUGCUGAAAGAGGGAAAGAUGACCUUUUACAAGGAUGCAAGGAACCACAAAACAACGUACAAUGGAGAGCCUCCCGUUGACCUUAGUGACUGCUCAUUUGACCCUUCACUGGGAUACAAGAAGAAGAAAAAUGUUUUCAUUCUUCAAGUAAACGAUGGGAACAACUUUGUAUUCCACGCUAAAGAUGAGGAGGACCUGAAGGCCUGGACUUCAAAUAUCUGCACCUGUAUAGCUGAGCAUGAGGCCAUGGCCAAGUGGGACAAGCCAGGCACCUCCUCCAUGGACCCCGACCGCUCAGAGAGGAAGGAGAAGUCGGAGGGGGAUGCAGAUGCCAGGUCAGAGAGGUCUGAGCUCAUCGAAGGGGAAGAGAGGUCUGAGAAGGAGAGGUCGGAGAAAGGGGAUGGUUCUGAGAAGUUAGACACGUCAGAAAUCGCAGACAAGGUGGAGGGCGGGGCAGGGGGCUCCAGCACAUCUGGAAAAAGCAAAUGAGGAGCCCCUUUGUGUUUUAAUGUUACUCCCUGACAAAUGGUGUAGGAGACAGUGGGUGAGAGGGAGGGAUGGAGAGCAUGUGCAGCUAGGUUUGCAGACCCUCAGUCAAAGAGCUGGAACACGCUGAGGCCACGGUCCUUCGACUGACUACUGUAACUGUGACAGACUAUUCUCUCAGCCCCUCCCCUUCACCCAGGCAAUACAUCAGUGCUUGCUUUGUGCCACCUGCUGGUAGAUGGGUGGUUGGCCCAGACAGACUGAUAGACAGAAUCCAACAAGUGGUUCCAGGAAUUAGUCACUGUCAUGUCCCAUCACUGAUCGUUUAAUCUCAGAUUUACAGCAUCUUUCUCUAUGUAUCUCUGACUGAUAAUGUAAUGCUCUGUCUAUCUAGACAAACCCAAGAAGUGGUGAAUGAAAUGUUUCCCAAUAUUAAAAAAGAAAACAUGUUUUUUUGAAGCAAUAUACUUUUUUAUUUCUUCUCUUUGUUAGAGAGAGAAAGGGGCAAAAUAGACAAUAAAUAGUUGCAAAUGUGAACUCUAUGAUUUGUCCCAUCCAUGUAAACAUACUCCAGACAGUUGUGCACCUUAAACACUUGACACAUCUGUAUACUAAUUUAAUGCCAUUACAUGGCUAGCUUUCAAUCAUGGUAAUAUAAUGGAACGUUGGUGUUACCCACCCGACUUCAUUGUUGCCAAUGGAUAUGCGUUUCUACAGUUUCUUUUCGGUUAUUAUUAUUAUUAUUAUUUGUCCGCAAUGAUCAAUGUCAAGAAAAGAGCCUUUGAAUUCAAGGUGUGUUCAAAGUGGCCAUGCUCAAACUUACAAUGCCUUUGUAUACAUGACCAAAAUCAAAACAUUGCAUGAAAUAGUCUGUUAGUGCACCUGUUAAACUUGCCUUUAUUUUUUAUGUUGGGCAGUAUUGGAAUUGCAAUAACUGAAUGUGAAUGGAGUAAAAAUGUCCUUUUGCUAUCAUGGUCCACCCUUCAAAAUCCAAAGGGAAGUUUGACAGAGAAGGGUUGUCUUCUAUCCACAGUAAGCAUGAGAAGAAGGGAUGCAUUCUUCGUGAUCUGUAACAUGAAUUACGAUGCCAAAUGGCCUUUCGUUGUUUGUACUGUAUUACUGCAAUUUCUUUUCCACAGAAUGCACUGAUUUCAGCUGUGAAAUGCUCAAUCACUGAGUGUGUGGUGUCUAAAACUGUAAAACCCCGAAGCAGUUCACUGAGAGUUAAAGCUCUCUGUACCCUGUGUCUUUCAUCUGAAGUUCAAACUGAUUGGGAUCUCUCCACCAAAGGCAAGUUAAUGUCAUGAGUCACAUCAUGAGUUGUAUAUACUUAUCUUUGUAUGUAUACCAGUAAAUCCUGCGCUCUAAUAAAACUAUAUAUGAACUGAAGUGAGUAAAAUUAAAACAUUUGUGUUAAUACAAAAUUAAAACAAUCAUCAGUCAUAUAUAUAUAAAUGUUUAUUACAUUUAAAUGGAAAUUAUUCAAAUUAGGAGUCACUAUUAUCUAUCAUAAUGUAUAUAAGUACACCAGUAUCUAGUUGUAUGAAACACAAGUCUUUUACCAGGGAAGAGCAGCAGGUCAUACUGUAGGUAUACUUGCUGUAUUUUUACAUACCAUAUCAGAUUCAGGAGUUGCCCCACAGCCCCAGUAAGAACUUGUACUAAUAGUUAGUGUGUCUGUGAAUGGUGUGCUAAAUUGAUAUAUUACCAACAAGAAAACAUCUGCCAGCCUGGGCUGUUCACCACAUGCUCAGUCAAAUCUUUGGUGACUAAACUUAGUGCAGCCCAGUAUGUAGUGCAGAGCAGUAUGCUGUGAUCACAGAGAUGAACAGGCAUUAGUCCACUUUUAUUUGUCAGUUAAUUUUACAGUUAAUCCUCCCUUAAUAUCCGUAACAUUUGGUUAUUAUGACAUUGUACUUACAUUAAAGAACAAGGAAGAAAUAUCUGUGUACUGUGCAGCGACACACAGGUAACAGCUGUUGUAAUGUUUUCCAUUUUCCAUCAUGUGAAACUGCACCUCAGAUAUGUAAAAAAAUCACUUUUUAAUAGUCUUCCUUUCUAUUAAACACCAAAAGCAUAUCUCAGAUGCAUAAGGCUUUGAAUCCACUGGCUUGAGGCUUGUGGUGAUGGCGAGCUGUAUCUGUCUGCCAUUACUGCCACCCUCACAUCAGGUGAAUGAGAACAGAUGUUUAAUAUGAUGUAAACGUUAUUUUUAUUUAUGAGUCAUUGUUUGUCUUUACAUACGUGCCAUGUCAUGCAGUUUGCUGAAAGAGCGGGUCAGAAGAGAAAGCAACUGGUUAUUUAAACAUGAAUGACGUCAUCUGACUCAACACUCCUCUGACAGUGAGCCUGUUGUUGCAAUAUAUAUUUUUAUCACUGAAAUAGGAGCUAUAGUAUUUUCACGUGGCUGUAAUUGUUCAGACUCAUUGCUCAUGGCAGAUAUUUAGCCUGCAUCACCACGUAUGUUUUAUGGGUUUGCUUCCCAUCACUUUUAUGAAGCAAAGCUGAUUUUUUUUUCCCACUAUGUUACAAAAGUAACAGUUGAAAUGAAAUUGGCAGCACAAACUGUGAUUGCAGAAAAAAAAUAUUGUGCAAACUUUGUUUCCUUCAUUGAUGGUCUUAUAAGUGUGUGUAUGUCUUUGUUACUUUACAUUACUACUUGCUGCUAUGACAUUAAAUAAAUCUCCAAACUUGCUGAUGUAAA
Monopterus albus (swamp eel) is the source of this 7840-nucleotide messenger RNA. It is a transcript of the gene sptbn4a, whose product is annotated as spectrin, beta, non-erythrocytic 4a. Gene Ontology annotation, molecular function: protein binding. NCBI's taxonomy places the organism in Eukaryota, Metazoa, Chordata, Actinopteri, Synbranchiformes, Synbranchidae. The transcript has 20 exons. The record is from RefSeq and is a predicted model, not a curated record. The coding region runs from base 685 to 5139 and encodes 1484 amino acids.